Poecile atricapillus (Black-capped chickadee) is the source of this 570-nucleotide messenger RNA. It is a transcript of the gene PTRHD1, whose product is annotated as peptidyl-tRNA hydrolase domain containing 1. The record is from RefSeq and is a predicted model, not a curated record. Lineage: Eukaryota; Metazoa; Chordata; Aves; Passeriformes; Paridae. The transcript is spliced from 3 exons. Gene Ontology annotation, molecular function: peptidyl-tRNA hydrolase activity. Bases 1 to 414 code for a protein of 137 amino acids.
AUGGCGGCGCCCUGCAGGCUCCCGGCAACCCACGCGGUUCCGUACGGCAACAUGGCGGCGGCGCUGGUGCAGUACGUGGUGCUCCGCGGGGAUCUGGCGCGGCCUCCCCGCUCGUGGCCGCUCGGUGCCGUGGUGGCUCAGGGCUGCCACGCGGCGCUGGCCGCCGUUCACGGUUACCGGGAGCAUCCCGACACCGGAGCGUACCUGGAGCUGGGCGCCGCCAUGAGAACCGUGGUGCUGGAGGCUCCGGAUGAGAAUUCCCUGCUGGAUUUGGCGGAGUCGCUGAAGGAAAAAGGCAUCGAACACCGGCUUUGGAUGGAGAAUCCCGAGGGAAUUCCCACGUGUUUGGCGCUCCGGCCUUAUCCCAAAAAUCAGGUGCAACAACACCUCAGGAAAUUCAAGCUCCUCAAAUGACUCCAUCCUGAUUUUUCCAGCUGCUGCAGGAGGCUCUUCCCUUGUCCCGGCGGAGGCGGCGGAGCGGGAUUUUUAGGAUUGGCCAACGGAGCCGGCGGGUUGAGGUAGGGAUCUCCCACCAAAUUCACCGUGCACUGGACGUCGGCGAACACCUGG